AUGGCCGGUGGGAAGCAGACAGAUCAGGGCAGCGUGGCCGUAGCGCACCGCGCGGCCGUGACACGAGACUACUACGUCAAGCCCCGAUUGGACUACUCAACGGUGAAGGGUGUGGAAGGUCCUAUCGUAAUCUUGAAUCAUGUCAAGUUCCCUAUGUCUUCUGAGAUCGUUAGAAUAACUCUUGGUGAUGGUUCUGUGCGUGAAGGUCAAGUUUUGGAAGUGAAUGGUGAUAAGGCGGUGGUGCAAGUUUUUGAGGGCACUAGUGGAAUUGAUAAUAGAUCGUGUCAUGUGGAGUUCACAGGUGACGUGAUGAGGAUGCCAGUGAGUGAGGAUAUGCUUGGACGGACAUUUAAUGGGUCUGGAAAGCCCAUUGAUAAGGGCAGUGCGGUGUUAGCUCAGGAUUUGUUAGACAUAAAUGGUUCCUCAAUUAAUCCUGCUUGUCGUACAUUCCCGAAAGAGAUGAUUCAGACAGGUAUCUCUGCUAUUGAUACCAUGAACUCUAUUGUUCGUGGGCAGAAGAUCCCAUUAUUCUCUGCUUCAGGUCUGCCACAUAAUGAAGUGGGUGCCCAAAUAUGUCGUCAGGCAGGUUUAGUACAGGGCAAGGACGUGUUGGAUCAUUCCGAUGAGAACUUUGCUGUGGUAUUUGGUGCUAUGGGUGUUAACAUGGAAACGGCACGUUUCUUUAGACAAGACUUCGAGGAGAAUGGAUCGAUGGAACGUGUGUGCUUGUUCUUAAACUUGGCUAAUGAUCCUACUGUCGAACGUAUUGUUACUCCUCGUAUUGCGUUGACUACUGCUGAGUACCUUGCGUAUGAGCGUGAUCUACACGUGUUUGUCAUUUUGACGGAUAUGUCAUCGUACGCCGAUUCUCUUCGUGAGGUAUCUGCAGCCAGAGAGGAAGUGCCAGGUCGUCGUGGUUAUCCUGGUUAUAUGUACACUGAUCUUUCAACUAUAUAUGAACGCGCUGGUCGUGUUGAUGGACGUAACGGAUCCAUUACACAAUUCCCUAUUCUAACGAUGCCUAACGAUGAUAUUACUCAUCCUAUUCCGGACUUAACCGGGUAUAUUACAGAGGGUCAGAUCUUUGUGGAUAGAGGUCUACAUAAUAGACAGAUAUACCCACCCAUCAAUGUGUUGCCCUCGCUAUCCCGUCUCAUGAAAUCCGGUAUUGGCAAAGGCUUCACCCGCGAGGACCACCCUGCAGUGUCUGACCAAAUGUACUCCAACUACGCCAUUGGCCAGGAUACCCGCGCUAUGAAGGCAGUCAUUGGUGAAGAGGCCCUUAGCGCUGAUGACCUACUCUACCUCGAAUUCACCGACAAGUUCGAAACACGCUUCCUAGCACAAGGACCCUACGAAUGCCGAGAUAUUUUCCAGUCUCUCGACAUCGCCUGGGAACUACUUAGAACUUUCCCAGAAGACAUGCUCAAGAAAAUCAAAAAGGAACUUCUGGACCAGUACUACUCCAGAGAGAAGUACCAACAGAAGUCCGGUCACUAA
Messenger RNA from Gregarina niphandrodes, 1500 nucleotides. Its product is annotated as putative vacuolar ATP synthase subunit B. Gene Ontology annotation, cellular component: proton-transporting V-type ATPase, V1 domain. Gene Ontology annotation, biological process: ATP metabolic process; proton transmembrane transport. Lineage: Eukaryota; Apicomplexa; Conoidasida; Eugregarinorida; Gregarinidae. The record is from RefSeq and is a predicted model, not a curated record. Gene Ontology annotation, molecular function: proton-transporting ATPase activity, rotational mechanism; ATP binding. The transcript is spliced from 2 exons. Bases 1 to 1500 code for a protein of 499 amino acids.